Dentiscutata erythropus is the source of this 249-nucleotide messenger RNA. NCBI's taxonomy places the organism in Eukaryota, Fungi, Glomeromycota, Glomeromycetes, Diversisporales, Gigasporaceae. The record is from the annotation of a GenBank genome assembly.
CUUGUAGCAAUUAUACCAGAAAUGAUAUGUGAAUAUAAAGUUGAAAAGCAUAGACAUGAAAUAACAAGAAUUAUGGAUCAUAUAAUCCUAAUUUACAUGGUUCAAGUUAAUUCUAUAGCUUCAGAUAGACUAAAUAGAUCACUUAAAGAUAUUUUAUUUAGUUUAAUUCCUAAAUUAGCAUAUAGCGAAUCAGAAGUAUUACAAGUGGAGAACAUUAUUCAUGUUAAAUUAAGUGGAGAUGGGCAACAA